Molecule: messenger RNA, 5397 nt
Organism: Octopus bimaculoides (California two-spot octopus)
Lineage: Eukaryota; Metazoa; Mollusca; Cephalopoda; Octopoda; Octopodidae
Product: zinc finger protein 1
Biological process (GO): anatomical structure development; regulation of transcription by RNA polymerase II
Molecular function (GO): RNA polymerase II cis-regulatory region sequence-specific DNA binding; DNA-binding transcription factor activity, RNA polymerase II-specific
Source: RefSeq, a predicted model, not a curated record
GGCGGAGACGACGGAGCUGAUGAAGAUCACAACAAGGAUGGGAAGACAAAGAGGCAGGGGGAAGAGGAAGAGGAGGGGGCUGCUGCUGCUGCUGCUGAUGCUACCACCACCACCACCACCACCACUACCACCACCACAGCCGCAGCAACCAGUACCACGACAACCCCCACCGACACGACAGCAGCAGCAUCAUCAACAGCAACUACAACAGCGGCAGCAGAAGCAACUACUACAACAACAACAACAACAACAAGCACGACAGCUAACACUAACACAUCCACUGCCACCACCACCACUACUAGUACUACUACUACGACUACUUCUGCCAGUAAGGAGGUGGUGAACAUAAAUGGCACAGUUGGCACAGUGGCACAAGAGGACAGCAGCAGCAAAGAUGGUUCAAAGAUGGUCACACAACCAACUGGUGUCGAUAACGCUAACAACAACAACAACAACAACAGCAGCAACAACAACAACAAUAUCAAGAAAGGUGCAACAUCAUCAUCAUCAUCAUCCACAACAACAACAGUAGCAGAUACGACGACCACAGCAAUAACAACAACAACAACAACAACAACAAAGGAUGGAGAUGAUGCUGGUGGUGGUGGCGGCGGUGGCGGAGGAGGAGGAGGAGGAGGAGGAGAGGAAGAAGAAGAAGAACAGAAGAAAAAGAAGGAGGUGUUGGAGGAGGAGGAGAAUAUUGAGGAGUACCUUAACAGAAGUGACACUGCUGUCAUUUACCCGCAGCCUGUCAGCGAACCAGAUGAGGAAGAUGACACCGGAGAUUCUGUGAAUAAUACCGAUGAUGAAUAUCUCUUGAAAUGUAUGCACUGCAAGGAAUCUUUCAAUCAAGAAUCUCGGUUGCAUUCUCACAUCAAAGCAAUGCAUUCUGAGAAGUCUGUGAAAUUCAUGUGUUCGAAAUGCGAAGAGACAUUUACGCUGAAAUCCCAGCUUGAUAACCAUAUGGAACUGCAUUUGGCCACUUCGCAGACUUGUACUGUCUGCAAGAAAACAUUUGCCAAUGUCUACCGACUUCAGCGCCACAUGAUCAGCCACAAUGAGAGCACAUCGCUACGGAAAUUUAAGUGCGAAGAAUGUGGCAAAGCGUUCAAAUUCAAACAUCAUCUCAAGGAACACAUUCGUAUUCAUUCUGGAGAGAAGCCUUUCGAAUGUUCCAACUGCCGGAAACGGUUUAGCCACUCCGGCUCCUACAGCAGUCACAUGACCUCCAAAAAAUGCUGGGUCGUGAACAUGAAGAGUCGUCGGAUCGACCACAAUGGUAACGCAGGCGACUCUGUUCCAUAUCCUCCGGCCUCUAAAAAUGGACAUAGCCAGUCGGCCGUCUCUUUGCAAAAAUCCUCAGGCAGUCUUCCACGACAAUUAAUUACAUAUGAUAACCCCAACUCUAGCCUUCCAAAAUUCUUUCCUAAUGCUUCUUCAUACAUCUCAUAUCCCAUGUACCCUCAGAAGGAGAACCUUUCCGACAGAAUCGCGCCACUAACCAACCAGACUAUUGCACAUUCUAAUUCCUCAAAAGUAUCUUUUAAUCAGAAGCCUUCUCUAACAAAAAGUACAAAACUCUCACCUGACAUGAACUCCAACACGCAGCCUUUAUCGAUGGUAGUCCUGAAGAAAUCUGACAGUCCUGCCGUACCCUUGCAGUCACAAGUGACCUCUCCGCCUCUCGACGAACGAGUCAUCAAAACUGAGCCGUCAGACCAGUCGGAGGUCAUCAAAGUUCUAAGUAGUGUCAAUAUUAAGAAGGAAAAUUCCAAAGAUGGUUUUCCAGUCACCGACGUCAUGCAAGAGAAGAACUCCGAUUCCCCUCCUCUUCCUCCAUCCAACUUUGUAGAUGCCAAAGAUGUUGAUCUCACAUGCCGAUUUUGUGCAUCAGCCUUCCGCAGUCCUGUGGCACUGCACCAGCAUGAACGCUAUCUAUGCAAAUCCAACAAAGAUAUUGUGCAUAGAGUUACCAACUUGGAGGUAACGUCGUGCAACAGUCCGAGUAGUACAACUUCCUCGUCGGAAACAAUUAAACGCGAGACGCCAAACGGCAGUUUGGAGAAUGGCACCGACGAGGAGGAAGCAGAAGAAAUUUUCAAAGAGGAAAACCUUGACAAGAAAUUCCGUAUGCGUUCGAUGAUAAGCGAUGACCAGCUGCAGGUUCUGAAGAAAUAUUACCAGCUCAACCCUCGACCUCGUAAACAUGACCUGAUAAAAAUCGGCAAUGAAAUUGGUUUCUCGAAACGCGUGGUGCAGGUUUGGUUUCAGAACAUGAGAGCACGAGAUCGUAAGAAAGGUAAAAAUGUCCCGUAUUUCCCCGCCAUGGCUCGUUUCAAACAACAGGAGGACUCAACAACCACGUCCUCCACAUGGAAAGAGUCAGUAAAAUCUACUAAUUCGGCCUACAUCCCUGUGGUUCCACAUUUCAAUAAUUCUGUCCAAAUUCCUUCUGGAAUUCCACCAUCAUCAUCGCCUUCAUUUCCAGCUCAUUCACAUACAAAAGUAAACGGUCAGUUUAACGCUGCCACCGAAAACCGUGAUGCCUUGUUCAAUAACCAGGACCAACCUUUAGAUCUUAGUCUGAAAAGAGAACCCCCUAGAGCUCACAGUGGCCACAAACCAGUCAGUAGCAAUGCCUACAACUCCCAUCCUCCUCCUGCUACUCCCAGUCAGAAUUUUGAUAACCAAGUUCUAAACCUAAGUUGCCGAUCUCCUAUCAGUGUCAAGCAAGAACAUGUAGAUGGCACAAGCUCUACUCAAAGUAGCUUCCAGGAAUCUGCUCUGUAUAAAUAUAUGAAGCAAGAAGGAAUGAUUGUUAACAAGCCAGCCGCCCUUAACCAAGACGCGGCCUCGUUAAGCAAGCUUUCCCAUUCCAGUCCCAUUCCAGCCGCGAUGCAAGACUCUCUCACAUCACCUUAUCGAUCCAGUGGCAAGUCCAUUGCCAGUGGGGAGAACGAAAGCAAACCCAAAGUUCCAAAGUCUGAGUUGAAGCAGCCCGAUGACUCGUCAAUGUCAAGUGAUGGUUCUAUAGACAGCGUUAGUAAUCGGUCUCUCAUCAUUGACGAGAGUAAAUUCCACAAUGAGAAAAGUGACGGUGAGUGUCUUUCCGAUGAUGAUGAUGAAGAUGAUGAUGAUUCCGAAGAUGAUGAUUCUCCACCAAGACUGUCAAAUGGUUUGUCCGAUGGUAAUCUCACUCCUUCAAAAAUGAGAGAAGACAACCAUCAGACAAAUCCAGAUGGCACCAAAAAACCAAAACGAUUACGCAAGAAGUCUUGGAAACAGAGUCUACCCUGUAUUGCAUGGCAGAUGGCAUCGGAAGAAAUCCAGCUCGACCUCGAAGAGACAAAUACGGUCGACGAAGAUCACCCACAUAGGAAAAAACGCCGAUCUUGGAAGAACCAUCGAGUCGACGUAGAGGAAGGCUUAUAUGCUUGCGAUCAAUGUGAUAAAAUGUUUAGCAAGCAGAGUUCACUUGCUAGGCAUAAAUACGAACAUUCAGGAGCACGUCCGUUUGUGUGUGAUGAGUGCCCGAAGGCGUUCAAACACAAGCACCACCUAACCGAACACAAGCGGCUGCACAGCGGUGAGAAACCAUUCCAGUGCAAGAAGUGCUCCAAGCGCUUCAGUCAUUCUGGUUCUUACAGCCAACACAUGAACCACCGCUACAAAUACUGCAAACCACCGAAGCAUGACGAGGAAGACGACAUCGGCGCGAAUGAGUGAAUGGGCUACUUACAUCAUCAGAAAUAACAUCAAACUACCACUACUACUAUGAUUACUACUGCUACCACCACCACUACUACUACUACAGCUCCUACUACAACUACUACUACUACUACUACUAUUAUUGCUACGUCAUCCAUGAUAACAAUUGCAUCGAUAACAUCAACACUGCCACUUUGUUUCAUUGACAACAACAACAAAAACAACACCGACAACAACAACAUACAACAUACAACUACAUCAUUAACUGCAACAACAGUUACACCUCCACCACCUCCACUGCCACUUUGCUGAGUAACAACAACAACAACACGAACAACGGCAAGUACAUCAGCAUCGUCAUUAUCAUUGUGAUCAUCGUAACCGUCGUCAUCAUUACCAUUAACCGUCAUCAUUAUCAUUAUGUUCAACGGGAAUAACUGUCAUUAUUAAAUAUAGUUAUAGCAGCAAUAUUCGUAUUUUUUAAAAAAAUUUUCUUUUUUUUUUUUUUUUUUAAAUAGCCGCAAUAAUAAUAAUAAUAACAAUAAUAAUAAUAAUAUAAUCUUUCCCUCCCCACAAAAAAAAACAUGAAGAAUCACAGAAACAUGGUGCUGGAGGGAAAUGGCAAUAAUGGGUACAGCUGGUGCCAUCAACACAUACCCUUCUCUUCCAUUUCUACUUAAUGUAUAUAUACAUAUAUAUAUAUAUAUAUAUAUACACACACACACACACACACACACACACACACACACACACACAUCACAUAUGUGUAUAUAUAUAUAUAUAUAUAUAUAUACACAUGCACGUGUACUUUGAGCUACAGAGGUGUUGUGUUCCUGGGAAAAUCUUACCAUGAUGUGGAAUUUCAAAAUGCAAAAUUUCUUUUCACAUUUGGCUUUCUCUGUUGCAUAACAUGAGUAAUGAUAAGGAACUGCAUUUUGCUUUACAGAAUUCUGUGUUGUGGCACCAGUUCCAGGCACACAACAUAUCUGAAAUCCAGGAGCUACCUGUAUGUGUAUAUAUAUAUAUAUAUAUAUAUAAACAUACAUAUAAACAUAUAUAUAUAUAUAUAUAUGUGUGUGUGUACAAUGUAUAUAUAAACCACAGAUGGGACCACAACAAAAAGAUGAGAAUGAUGAUGGUGAUGAUGAUGAUAGGAGGAGGGAGAAGCUUAUGUUUAUGUGUGUGUGUGUAUGUAUGUAUGUAUAUAUAUAUACACUGAGAGCAGCAGUAUCUGCCAUGGUAUUCCAAGGAAUGGAAAUGCAGAAGUAAUAAUAUUAGAAAUAAAAAUCGUUAUCAAGAGAAUUAAGCAACCAAAUGAAAACUCUAUUAAUUAUAUCACUUAAUUAAAACAGAAACAACAACACUAACAAAGAACAUGGUCAAAACCACAUGAAGGUCAGAGGUCAUAUGUACAAUUUUCCUCCACCUACCACCUCACCCUCCUUCCUUCUGCUAUAAAUAACAUCCCAUACACCUCAGGAUUCACAGGAUGAUGGUGCAUGCAAUCACCACUUCUCUCACUACCACCACCACCACCAUUCCCACCGCAUUUCUCUCCCAUAUUUGGUAUGCCCUAAUUAUACAUGAAAUUCCUGCUGCUCCCUAAAUUUGGUCACAUUUUAAUAUAAUAAUUCCUUAGUGGGGGUAGCACUUUCCCCCAUUUGUUGAUAUAAUACACAUGCUUCCAAA